AUGUCACUGGUGACCAAUCGUGAGAUGAAAAUUAUUACGAUUUGUUAAUUUUUAGUGAUUUUUUGUCCCAACUACCAAGUGCGAUAACCACGCGAUAACUUUGUGAAUAAAUAGGUCGCUAUAAAAAGCAACAACACAACAUCUGCUUUAAGUCUUAACGAAUAAUUUUAUUAAAAUGGCUGAAGAAAUUCAAAAGAAACUACAAAAAGAGUUCGAACUGUUCAACAAUCUAAAAAAAGAAUAUCAUAAGGCAGUUGCACAGAAACAACAAUUAGAUAGCCAAAUGAAUGAAAAUAAAGCUGUAAAAGAAGAAUUAAGUUUAUUAAAAAAGGAUGCCGAAGUCUACAAACUCAUCGGUCCAGUUUUAGUGAAACAAGACUUGGAAGAAGCAAGACAGAAUGUGGCAAAACGCUUAGAAUACAUUAGUAAAGAGAUCAAGAGGUCAGAUGGAAACAUUUCAGCGUUAGAAAAUAAGCAAGAAGCUGUCCACGAAAACCUAAACAAACUCAAAACGAAUCUUGAUAACUUAAAGAUAGCUGCAUAAGAAAGUACUAAAAUCUCUACCUAUUUCUAUUAAUACAUGACUUUUGAGAAAUUACGCGAUGCUUUUCUCUUUUUGCUUUAUUGAAAAAAUUUACAUUUUGAACAAUUUUUGCUAAUACGAUUAAAAUUAACAAUUUUAACAGUUUUUAAUACUAGUAAGUAUUGGAUCAUACUAAAACAAACUCGGUACAAGUUCCCUGAUAAGAGCCAUCAGUUGAGAGAUAAUCAUCCAGACGUGGAGGGAAGGUUGACAGCAUAGGCGGACAGACAUGUUAAGAAAAGUUUUGCUGUGAAAAACUGAAUUUGAUCAUUUAAUACCAAAAAGCAUUGCUUUUAAGAACAAAUUUAUAAUUUAUAAAACUAAUAAAAUCUGAAUUUAAA
Maniola jurtina (meadow brown) is the source of this 924-nucleotide messenger RNA. It is a transcript of the gene Pfdn6, whose product is annotated as prefoldin subunit 6. Gene Ontology annotation, molecular function: protein-folding chaperone binding. Gene Ontology annotation, biological process: chaperone-mediated protein complex assembly; protein folding. The transcript has a single exon. Lineage: Eukaryota; Metazoa; Arthropoda; Insecta; Lepidoptera; Nymphalidae. Bases 176 to 544 code for a protein of 122 amino acids. Gene Ontology annotation, cellular component: cytoplasm; prefoldin complex. The record is from RefSeq and is a predicted model, not a curated record.